GCUCGGGUCUGACGACUGGCUCCUGAUUGCUGGUUUCUGCUUUCCAUUACUUUGUUGUGGAGUACGGAGGCCCGGUAGCCGGACGAGCGCCACCGGACGGACGGCUGCGCCGCAGAGUUGAACGGAGCUGAUGCCAAAGCCAGCAGUCAGCCAUGAUGUCUGUAUAACCUGAUGAGCAGCAGCGAGAUGGUGAGGAAGAAGAAUCCCCCUAUCCGGAGCGUGGGAGGUGAGGAGGAGGAGGGCGAGGAGGGGAGGAGGCCAGCAGGAGAGGAUGAGGAGGAAGGAGAGGAGGAGGAGAGAGUGGGAGGAGAGGCCGAGCGACUCAGCCGCCCCUCCGAACCCGAAUCCUCCCAACGCGUCAGAGGAGACGAGGAGCAGGAGGAUGAGGAGGCAGAGAGCGAGUGCGGCUCCUCGUCCGUCUCUCCAUCCUCCGUCGGCGAGCGCUGCAGCAACGACGAGCGAGGGGGGAGGAGGUUGAAGCGGGCGGCGGCCGCCGACCGGCCCGAGAGCCCGUCGGAGCCCGAGGACGGCGACAGGGCGGUAGAAGAGAGGGAGAGGAGUCACAGAGACGGAGCGGAAGCAGAUCACCUCACUCCUCCUUUCCCGUCGGCUCCCCACCUCCUGUCCCGACAGGAAGGAGGGGAGGAGUCGACAACCGACACCCCCCCACUCUCCUCCAGCCCUUCUCCCAAACUCCAGGACUACAAAUGCAAUGUGUGCGGUUACGGCUACUAUGGCAACGACCCCGCCGACCUGGUGAAGCACUUUAGGAAGUAUCACCUGGGCCUGCACAACCGUACACGGCAGGACGCCGCCCUGGACACUCACAUCCUGGCCCUGCACAACAUGGCCCCCCACCACACGGUUCUAGACAUCCAGGCAGGACAAGGACAGAGAAGCCAAACCAAAGAACUGGGGAAGACCAGAUCCGAUGCACAGAAUCAGCAGCACAGGACCGUCAUGAUGAACGGCACAUAUGACGUACAGGUGAUGUUGGGCGGCACGCUAAUUGGAAUCGGCCGCAAGACCUCUGACUGCCAAGGAAACACUAAGUACUUCCGCUGCAAGUUCUGCAACUUCACGUACAUGGGAAGUAACUCCUUGGAACUUGAACAGCACUUCUUAUCCUCACAUCCCAACAAAGUCAGAACUCCACCAACCACCCCCCAGCUGGCCACCAACAACCUGGCACCGCACGACAACCAGCUGAAGGGACGGCGUCCGGUCUUAGACGGUGCCGAGCGGGUGGCGGUACGAGCCGAAGACGACUCCUUGGUCGGCUACUUUAUCCCGGUCCGGGCGUUUUCCGACUCCUCCGGGUGGACGGGGGAGGCCGGCCGGGGAGCCAUGCAUUACUGGUGUAAAUUCUGCACUUGGAGCUGCGAGUGGUCGGGGGGUUCGACGAAGCUUUUAGAGCACUAUGAACAAAGACACCGAGGGAGCGGGGGCGGCGCCGCCAGCCCCGGCAACUCCACUCCUACAGGGAUGGAGAGAGACAGGGACAGAGGAGGGAGAGACGGAGGAGAGCGGGACCACAUGGCAUCCAAAAGCCGCAAAGAUCAGUCGUCCAACCCGUCCGGCACCGGCCAAGGAGACCCAAACAGCAGCGAUUCCGAGGCGGUUGUGACCAGCUAUAACUGCCAGUUGUGUGAUUUCCGUUACUCGAUGGCCCACAGUGCAGACGUGAUCGUGGUGGCGCCGCUGCUGCUGCACUACCAGCACAACCACUCCAUCCACCGCUGCUGCAUCCAGCACUGCAUGUACUGCCCUCAGGGGCUGUGCCAGCCGCAGAAGCACCUGGGGGAGGUGUCCCACCCAUUCGCGUGCCGGAAGACCACCUGCCCCAAGUGCAGCUCAAAGUUUCCUCAGCCCCCCAAACCGCAGGAUGCCAUCGGUUCAAAAAGUGCAAGCAGCACCUCGCCCAGCGUGACUCCCCCUAACCCGAGGGGUGACCCCAGUGUGAUUUCUGGUUCCACCUCUCACCCCUCUGACCCCGCACAUCCUGUUGUCGCUCAAGGCGUCACCCAUUUGUGCGACCAGUGCACGUUCGCCACCACUGACAUCGAUGUGUUGCUGCAACACUAUGAGAGCUGCCACACCCUGAUCAACCUGAAGGGGGCGCACCCGCAGGUCAAGGCGGAGGAGGAGGCCGGGGGAGACGGCGGGAGGGGAGCAGCACAGAGGGAGUACUCGUGCACCAAGUGUCACUUCAUCACCGAAGUGGAAGAAGAAAUUUUCAGACACUACAGGCGUAUCCACGCAUGUUGCCGCUGUCGACACUGUGACUUCACAGCUCCCGACUCGUCGGCCCUCCUCGACCAUUUUAAUUCGGCCCACUGUCAUGACUCUGCUCCCUCACUAGGCUCCUUACCCGCCUCCAUGACGCCGUCCCUGACGCUCUCCACCAACGGCUGCUCGGCCCCGUCCACCUUAGCCAUCAAAGAGGAGAGCAAGGGGGAUCUACGGCUGCUCUACUCCCUGGCUCCACCCGAGGGACGGCUGGCGGAGGGAGGCCGGGAGGAGGCGGGCGGGCUGGUGAAGAGCGAAGGAGGCGAGGAGAAGGAGAGGGAGAAGGGCUGGGUUCUGGGGGAGACGAGAGGGCCGGGAGAAAGAGGAGGCGAGCAGGCCCACGGCUUACUCUGGGUGCCCAAGGAGCAAAUGGGGCCUGAAAGAGGAGCAGGAAGUGGGAGCCCCUCUCUUUUCGCCUCUCCCCUCUCACUGUCUUUUGUUUCAGCCAAUCACGAGGCCUCGCAGCAGAAACGGGCUGUGGCCUCACCUAGCAUGGUUUACCUUGGAGACACCAAGUCGUUUCUGGGAGAUUCCAAGUCAUUUUUGGGAGAUGCCAAGCUGUAUGGCGGAGGGAGAGCAGGAGGAACGGCUACAGGAGGAGGAGGAGAGAAGCAGAGCCAGAUGUCCAGUCAACAGUAUGCAGGCGGAGGAGGAGGGGGUGGAGCUGGAGGAGGAGGCAACCAGGAGGGGAAAGGAGGAGCCACGAAAGAGGAGUCCCAAUCCCUGCUCCGACGUCGCAGAGGUAGUGGGGUUUUCUGCGCAAACUGUCUGACGACAAAGACGUCACUGUGGAGGAAAAACGCUAAUGGAGGCUACGUCUGCAACGCAUGUGGUUUAUACCAAAAACUACAUUCGACACCCAGACCUCUAAACAUCAUCAAGCAGAACAACGGAGAACAGAUCAUCCGGCGGAGAACCCGAAAACGUCUCAACCCCGACUCCCUCUCCUCCGAAAACCCGGCGCCGAAGCAGCAGCGAAUCAGCAGCGACGAGCGCAUGAACGGGGAGGAGUCGGACCGAAGCGGCGCGUCGGUGAAGAGCCAGCAGCCGUCUCCCCGCUCGCGCUCGCCCCGCUCCACCCAAGCCUUCCUCGCCAACCAAACGCUGGAGAUCCACAGACGGAUGCCUCCUCUCCUCCUCCCGAGUCACCCGCCCUCGGCCGCGGUCGCCGAGGGCAACGGGGGAAUCUGCGAGGGAGGAAUAACGUCAAAAGUGGAGGGGGGGAAGGGAGGAGGCGGCUCAGAAAGAGGGAGUCCCAUCGAAAAGUACAUGCGGCCGUCCAAGCCGUCCAGUUACUCGCCUCCGGGUUCACCCAUCGAAAAAUACCAGUACCCUCUCUUCUCACUGCCCCUUCCUUUAACCCUCUCCCCCGACUUGACGCCCGAGUCGGAUUGGCUCAGGUUCUGGACCAAGUAUAAGAUGGCUGCCACUUCCGGGGUUCCUGGUAGUAUCAGCAACCUCAGCAGCCCCGGGAGCCUGGGAAACAACGCCCACUACAUCGGUGCCAUGGUGACUCCGGUGCAGCAUCACCAGCAGAGCUACACGGUGCCUUACUGCCCCUCUCCCUACUCUCCCCUCCCGCCUCCUCCAGCGCCCGCUCACUACCCCUCUUCUCUGCACGCCCAGACCUCGUCCCCGUCGCCGUCGCUAGAAAACGACGCCCCGCUCGACCUCGCUAUAAGACAACGAGAUACGAGCGCUCUGAACGCGCACACGUCGACCAACGGCGCCGAGCGGAGACGGCAGGAGUCGCCUCUCGCCGAGAGGUUUCGAGGGAACUGGAAAAGAGAGCAAGACGAGGAGGAGAGGGCGGAGGAAGGAGGGAACCCGAGUGAAGAAACGGCGAAGGAAACCAAGGAUAAUUUGACAAAGUGUCAGCCGAGUGUCACCUCGAGCGGCGCGACGGCGGAAGCGGCCACGCAGGACGACCUGACCAACCGCUGCACUCACUGCGGGAUCUACUUCCUGGACGAGGUCAUGUACGCCCUGCACAUGAGUUGCCACGGCGACAAGGGACCAUACCAGUGCGGUUUCUGCCUCCACGUGUGCGCGGAUCGCUACGACUUCACCACGCACAUACAGAGGGGCUUACACAGGUACGCAGACGGCACGUCGCAGCAGCAGCAGCGAGCAGGUUCCACGCCAGACGGGGAAGUUUCCAACGCCGCCGCGGCGCCGGAGCACGAGUGCGGAAACGUGACGGCAGAGCAGGAAGACGGAGAGAUCACAGGUGAAAGUGAGACUGUCACAGGAACUUGUCUCGACAGCCAAGCGAAGGAAAAAGCAAGCAGUGAUGACAGCGGAACAGGGGAUGAAAAGGAGGGGAGAGAGGAGGAGGAGGAAUGCGCCGCAGCAGCAAACGAGGACACAGGAGGAAAAGUGGCAUCAGACACAUCAAACACUGAUGUCACGCCCACCACGGAGGUCACGACUGUCGCAGAGAAGUUAGACGGGAUCGCCGAGGAAAAUUAGAAGCUGCGUUUGACUCCCACAAAACCUUUCAGAACAUCUUAUUGGAGAAAUAAGCUGCACGCCUUCAUGUUCCUGGAGGCGGCUCAUAUCUAAAAUGGGCUCAUCCCGGGCACUAAAUGGAUCUCCUCCUAAUGCUGGAAGCACUCUGCUGUCAAAACAAUCAUGGCAGGACCCACCUGAACCGCAGCGGAGGAGCAGUUCACUUCCUCUGCUGAGCAGCCGUCACCUGACGGCUGCUCGCGGCGAGACGUCAACCCAACGCAGCUGAAAUCAGCUGAAAUCAGCUGAAAUCAGCUCCACAAACAGCCGCUUCACCAGCUCCCCACGUCAGGGGGGGAGGCCGGACUGAAAAAGUGGCUCCGCUCCUGUUUUAGGAGGGUUCCAGGAGCUCAGCACUUGUAUUGACAACAGCAGAGAAGAAAAAAUAGACAUAAAAACAAACCUUAUUCUCCGAUCCUAACCAGCCUGCUAAAUCAUUCAUAUGUCGCAUUCGCAGCCAGAUUUAAUCUGGUUUUAGGACCGCCGUGUUCUCGCCUUCAGCAAGUCUCCACAGUCUCACGCGCUCUGUGCAAACGGAUAAAAAAAAACAACCAAAAGUCUGAACUGGUUUGUUUGAAACCAGUUAGUUAUGGGAAAAUAAAGAAAUAAUGAUCAGGUGGUUUCACUCGUGCCCUGUUGUCUCAGACUCUCCGAGCUCCUGGAUCAAUGCAAACACGGCCGCCGCUGCUCGGUGGUGACGACCCAGUGGGCUCAAACUGUAUUGAAACUGCUUAGAGCCAGUUUAAACUGGUAUGAACCGGUUUCACUCCGGGCUGAAGUGUUCUCCUCGUCCGUUUGGAUCAAACUAAGUGACAUUAUUUUCUACUCUCCUCUGUGCCAUGAUACUAGCUUUGUGCCUGGCUGCCUGCCUAAUAGAACAUCAUUCUAUUAACCUGCUUAACAUUUAUAUUAAUAAUAAUAAUGAGAAUAAUAAUAAUAAUAGUAAUAAUAAUAAAGAUGAUGACGAUGGUGUUAUUACAAAAAUGCAAUUUGCUACACUUCCUCUGUUAUUUUGUAAAGUCAAACAAUGCUUUUUGCAGGAAAUGGUACGAUAAGAAUCGGUGCGGUUUUUAUUUCUUUCUCUAGUUUCUCAGCUGUUAAUGACAUCGAUUACAUCGAUUACAACGGCUGUCUGACAGAAACGGUACAAGAACAGAGGAGGUUGUGCACGUGUGUGUGUUUAUCUGCACACGAGGAUCAAAAGGUUUGUCCGUCCACGAAUGAUGAUGUCGACAUUAUGAAGGCUUGCUCAGUUUCUCAGUCCUCAGGGUCACACGUGUUGCACAGCAGCCGCCGGUUCCACAGCUCGUGACACAUCAUCCGUUCAAUGGUUUUAAGCACGUUACAUGUUGUUUUACUUAUGGUUUCACAUAUAUAUAUAUAUAUAUAUGUGUUCUUGUUGUGUUUUUAUUUUGUCAAUAGGUCAACAUGGUUUUAGUAGGUAACCUUUUUUUUUUUUUUUUCUUAAUGUCUGCAUAUUUUUAGGUUGCAAAGUUUUUAUAGUGAGACUUAGGAACUUAGGGAGUAUAGCCCUAAAUGUUAUCAAAAAGGAUCAGCGGUGCGGUUAAGUGUAGAAACUGUCGUCAGAAGUUCUCGUCUAAAGCAUUUUAUCUCGCUGAGCGUUCGGUACCUCUAUGUAGCAUGUUAGCAUCCUGCAGAAUCUGUUGCCUUGUCUGUGGACGGGAACUUUUAUACGUUAGACUUUGAAUCGGUUUACCGUUAGUGCUCUCACUUCCAUCAAUCACUUUGAGUCCUUUUGAAACUUGCCUGAGGUUCCCCUGCACACACACACACACACACACACACACACACACACACACACACACACACACACACACACACACACACACACACACACACACACACAAACACACACACACCAACUCCUAAAGCCUCGCUGCCUUAGUUGCUGGAAAACAACAAAAAAGAAAAGGGACUCCUAUAUAGGAUAUCAACAAAAGAUGAAAAGGAAAAAAGAUGAGGAAGAAAAUAUUUUUCUAUGCUUAUCCAAAACAAACGAAAGAGAAAUACUCCACAGUGCCUCAUAAUCUAUGCUACAUCCCUCAGAAAUCUUUUCUUUUUAAAAUCUAAUAUUAUAUCUCAUUCAGCAAAAUGACGUUUUACCAUAUAUGUAUUUGAUCAAAAUGAUAUGCCAGCGCUUUUCCAGGUCUAGAAACUAUUGAUAGAGUCGCAUCCUCAUGUUACGAUAAGAUGAUGCCAGAAUUGGUGCAGUUACAUUUAUUUUAUUUUCCUUGGUUUAUAUUCCCUCUAAAAAAAUCCUCUUAAGUUCUUAAGUUGAAGAACAAAAGGUAACAUUUCAUUGAAAUCCCCUUUUCCGUGUAAAAAGCUUUCAGGUCAGUGUUGCGAGUGCUUAACUGGAAGUAAUCCAAUACUUGGUCAGGAUGUAACGAGCGGAGCAUCUCUGUAUCUUGUCAAGUGCACGAUGAACAGCACAUUUUACAUCCUAACUCAUAAAUACCUAUUGACUGUAGAGUGAGCGAUAACAACCGAAUCAAAUUCCAUGUCUUGUCUGACCUGACCUGGCCAAAUAAACCUGAUUCUGAUUCUGAUAAAUCAGCUCUGCUUCUGGGAAAAGCUCGGAUAAAUCUGCAGAUUAUCGGUGCAAUAUUAAGAAAUACUUUACCUUGUAAUAUUAUCCUGUCCAUGUCACACGUGAAGGCGUCUUUGCUCCGUUUGCUACGUGGCUGAUCGGUUCUGCUGGAGCCUUUUAAAAACCAACAGCGUAAACUGAUGAGCACACUUGCAUUUAGUGGCCACGAGUCACGACUCGUGAACGACGGCCUUGGGGAGUGAAAACCGUUUACAUUUCUAAAUGUAAUGAAAGUAAAAUGAGAAGAGCUGAGAGAUGGAAGGGAGGGAUGGAUAGAUGGAGGGAUGCUGGUGGAAGAAUAUGUGAUACCUUCAUCCAUUUCUACCUGUCCAUCAUCUUCACUUCCCUCAACCCCCCUUUUUUUUUACUAAAAUGGGUCAAUUGUGUGAUUGUGUGACAUCAUAAAAGUGUCCAAGCCACAUCCCUCUGCUCCUCGGAGAUGUUUGAUCCUUCACGAAAGCAAUGUUUGGCUUUUCUGACGCUGCACUUCACCCGUUCUCCAAGAUUGGCAAGAAUACAAAAUCAGUUCUUUUUAAGCAAGAAAGAGAACGAUGUUUCUUAGAUGCCGAGGUUUUGGAGAUUAUGGGAGGAAUUUUCAAAAAGGAUGAACUAGUUCUGUUCUUCUUUUUCGUUGGGAAAUCUGGGUUGACGUGUCAUCUCGAGGAACCAGAGAUUUCUCGCCAAGGCUGGAAACAAAUGCACUUCUUUUAUUUUUUCACGCCACAAUGAUUCAGUGACUCUUGCUUUUGAAGGAAACCCUAUUUUUACUGUUAAAACUAAAAACAGCCUUGAUAAUGAAACUUCAUUCACGCACAUUUUCCAUCACGUAAAUGCCCUGCAGAAUCCUGCGCCAUCUGAAUAUCUUUUGUUCAUUUUCUCCACGAUGCGUCUGAGGAACUUUCCUAAAACUGAACCAGACAUUCGUGUCAAUAAGGAUCUCGGGAGAAACUCUUCACUUUGGGAUUCUGCUAACGGUUAUGCAAUUAUACGCUUAGAAAUCAGGUUCUGUGGGACACGCGCGUGGCAUGGCCUUGUUUUACUUCAGCGAUGACUAUGUUUUAGGUUUGAUGGCAUUUCAAAUCAGCGUUUACAUUGGGAGGCCUUAACAAGUGUUUAUUUGUCUUUGUCAGAAUGUGUUAUAGAAAAUGAUGCCGAUGCUUGCACUCCAUUUAUUAUGUUCGUAUUGCCAAGGAAGGGACAGCACACACACACACACACACACACACACACACACACACACACACACACACACGUGCCGUGGUACGAAGUGAGAGUGCAUUUCGGAGCGUACAGUAUUAAUCAAGGCCAGUUUAAUUUUGGCUGGACACACACACACACACACACACACAGAGUAAAUAUGUACGUUAAAUCAGUAUGUCUUCGUAGAAAUAUGUCUCUGUUCAGUUGAACAGCUUUUAUAGAAAAGAAAUGGGAUUUUUUUUUCUCUUUUUUUUUUUAAAGAUUAUGUUCUUGUAUUUUAUUCUGCUCCCUUUCUGUAUGUUAUUGUUUUAGGUUUUAUUUCAUGCAAGUGAUAUUUCAACAACAUAUCUUGACAGCCAAGAAAAGUUUGUUACACAGCUAAACUUGAAGAAUAAUAAUGAUGAUGAUGAUAAUUAAUAAAAGUA
Messenger RNA from Cololabis saira (Pacific saury), 9036 nucleotides. RefSeq names its product trichorhinophalangeal syndrome I (gene trps1). Gene Ontology annotation, cellular component: nucleus. Bases 172 to 4761 code for a protein of 1529 amino acids. Gene Ontology annotation, biological process: regulation of transcription by RNA polymerase II. Lineage: Eukaryota; Metazoa; Chordata; Actinopteri; Beloniformes; Belonidae. The transcript has 10 exons. The record is from RefSeq and is a predicted model, not a curated record. Gene Ontology annotation, molecular function: zinc ion binding; DNA-binding transcription factor activity; RNA polymerase II transcription regulatory region sequence-specific DNA binding.